UAUAUUUUUGUGAUGAACAGUACAAAGCAUACAAAGUGAUGUUGUGACUUGUAUGACGAUAAAAUGAACCAAAAUAAAUUAUUUUUUUUAAAUUUACAUAAAAUAAGUGGAUUUUUAAUGUAACUUUUUACACUAACUAAAAAAAACACAUAUUUUAAUUAUUUACAUACUAAAAAAAAAUUUAAUUAUUUAAUUAACAUCGAGUAUUAAAAUUCGAUAUAUGAGUUUAUCAAGUUCAAUAUAAACAAUCAGGUGUAUGGAAUUUAUAAAUUUAAAAUUACACAGUGGAUAUGCAUUCAUUACGUACACCAAGAAAAUUUCCUGUUUUUGUAUUUCCACAGAGUAUUACCUUUUAUUUAGAUGAUCAAUCAACACAUAAACAAGUGCUGACACUUUAUAAUCCUUAUGAAUUUCCAGUUAAAUUCAAAGUUUUAAGUACUUCUCCAAAUAAAUACAAAGUUGUUGAUCCUGAGGGAACAAUAAAAUCUCGAUGCUGUGUGGACAUUGUUGUAAGACAUACUGCUCUGCUGGUUGCUAAUUGCAAUGUAGUAGAUAAAUUUAGAAUUCAAAUGCAAGAACAUCCAACAAAACAAGUCAUAGGUAAAAGAGAUGUUGAAGCAAAAUUAUUACCGGGGGCCUGUGAUACCGGAAGAGGAACUCCAGAUCCUGAUAUGUUCCAACAAUUGCCUCUCAAUGAAAAUAGGCAGCAAAGGAAUUAUUCUUUAGCUUCUCAAUCACGGACAAUAGAAAGUACGUUUUUUUCUUAUUUUCAAUUUUCUUAUAAUCAAUUUUAUAUUUUAAAAAUAUUUUUUUACUUUGUUUUAGGGGGAACAAAUUAUAUAGCACUUGUUGCUGGAAUUAUUUGUAUAAUUGGACUGCUUUUGCCUACUGAAGGUGAACAAAGUUUGAGCAUACCUGAGUAUCUUCACUUGUCAAUUAAUUUCAAACUUAUAUUAUCUUUUGUGUUAGGAUUGGUUACAAUAAUAAUUUUAAGAUUGUAACCAUUAAUAAACCUCCAACGGAAGAAAUAAUAACAUAUGAGAUAAACUUAAAUUUAAUUAUUGAGAAAAACGCACAAUUUACGUAAGAAUUGUUUUAAAGUGAUAUUACGUAUUAUCUUUCUUUUUUUUAUCAUUACACAACAUUUUUUUCUUUCAAUGCUAGUCUGUAAAAAUAUAUAUAGAAUUUCGUGCCGUUUCCUUUCACUUGAAUAUAUAAUAACUAUAAAUAUUUUUUUAUUUAUUACAUAAAAAUCACGCUUAUUAAUUUAAUAAUGAAUCGUGGUAUGCUAUAUUUACUUUAUUUUGUAAAUAUAUUUAAAUAAUUAAGUGUCAUUUAUAUAUAUCUGUAAAGAGAUGACUUUUUCUUCUGUAAUUUAAUGUCUUUAAUGAAUUGUAACAAAAGAAAUG
This is a messenger RNA of Microplitis demolitor, 1409 nucleotides long. RefSeq names its product motile sperm domain-containing protein 1. The transcript is spliced from 5 exons. Gene Ontology annotation, cellular component: cytoplasm. Bases 291 to 1001 code for a protein of 236 amino acids. Lineage: Eukaryota; Metazoa; Arthropoda; Insecta; Hymenoptera; Braconidae. The record is from RefSeq and is a predicted model, not a curated record.